This is a messenger RNA of Cuscuta europaea, 670 nucleotides long. The record is from the annotation of a GenBank genome assembly. NCBI's taxonomy places the organism in Eukaryota, Viridiplantae, Streptophyta, Magnoliopsida, Solanales, Convolvulaceae.
UUAUACUACUAGCUAACUAGCUAAAACUUACCAAGUGUAUAGUUAUAUACUCAAUUAGUUUUCUUUCUUAAUUGAUCAGUCCUUUUCAUAGUAUAUUUAUGGCUGCAGCAAAUUGCAGUAGUAGAAAAGUAGUCAUGGGGAUGGGUAGUUUUGGGUUAAUGUUAGUUUUUGUGUUACUGCUCUCCCAUGAUGUUGGAAUUGAGGUGGUGGAGGGACGGCAGUUAAUAAGGUCAAAGGUGCGGUGUAAAGAACAACGUUGUUCUUCUUCAGAGGAGGCGCCGCCGCAUGAAAAGAGCAGUGAGCUAAAUUAUAAUGUGAGUAGUAGUAAGCUGUCGGUCGGCGGGUUUGGUCGCUCCUCAUCCGAUGUGGUGGCGGCUGGCGGCGGCAAAAAGGUUGUGUACACAUUAGAUGCUUUCCGACCCACGUCACCAGGGCACAGUCCCGGCAUGGGUCAUUAAUAUUUAAUUGCAUUCAGAAUUUCAGAUCAUGUAGUUUGUAUACAGUACUACGUAUUUUAUAUUAUUUGUUUAGUAAUGUAAAUUGUUACUAUACACACAUAUAAGUAGAUAUGUCAUAUGUAUGUGUGUGUUUUAAAUUCAAGCACUGGUUGUAAUUAGCUAUUUCGCUUCAAUGUAAUAUGUAAUAUAAAACUGUAAUCUGUUUUAAGUUU